AUGGUCAGCUCCUGUUGUGGCUCUGUCUGCUCUGAGGAGGGCUGUGGCCAAGGCUGCUGCCAGCCCAGCUGCUGCCGUCCCAGCUGCUGUGUAUCCAGCUGCUGCAGGCCCAGCUGCUGUGUGUCCAGCUGCUGCAGGCCCAGCUGCUGCAGACCCUCCUGCUGCCAGCCCAGCUGCUGCCGCCCCAGCUGCUGCAUCUCCAGCUGCUGCCAGCCCUCCUGUGGUGGUUCCAGCUGCUGCAGCCCCUGCUGCCGCCCCUGCUGCCAGCCCUGCUGCCAGCCAUGCUGCCAGCCCUGCUGCCGCCCCUGCUGCCGCCCCUGCUGCUGCCUGCGUCCAGUCUGCGGUCAGGUCUGCUGCCAGAGCACUUGCUACCGCCCCACCUGUGUCAUCUCCACCUGCCCCCGCCCCAUGUGCUGUGCCACCCCUUGUUGCUGCUGA
Messenger RNA from Arvicola amphibius (Eurasian water vole), 438 nucleotides. RefSeq names its product keratin-associated protein 4-11-like. The record is from RefSeq and is a predicted model, not a curated record. Gene Ontology annotation, cellular component: keratin filament. NCBI's taxonomy places the organism in Eukaryota, Metazoa, Chordata, Mammalia, Rodentia, Cricetidae. The coding region runs from base 1 to 438 and encodes 145 amino acids. The transcript has a single exon.